Molecule: messenger RNA, 2078 nt
Organism: Aspergillus caelatus
Lineage: Eukaryota; Fungi; Ascomycota; Eurotiomycetes; Eurotiales; Aspergillaceae
Product: cytochrome P450
Exons: 3
Coding region: 436-2007 (523 amino acids)
Molecular function (GO): iron ion binding; monooxygenase activity; oxidoreductase activity, acting on paired donors, with incorporation or reduction of molecular oxygen
Source: RefSeq, a predicted model, not a curated record
CACCUUUCCUUAUCAGGUCACUUUUAAAUGUGGGGUGUUUGCAGGACUGGAGAAGCAAUUCAACCAGAGAGACUCCACUUAUUACUAAAGAGAUACGAAGUGGUCUUCUUGACUCACUGGGGUACUCAUCGGAUACCGGUGUCAUUAUCGUGUCUUUUCCCUAAAGGAUUGUCAACUUGACUCCUCUCGUCAAAAGUUUCUAUAUGCGGGGGAAAGCUUCUCCUAAUGGUAGGUCCACCCUGUAGCAAGGGUCCGUCGGAGUCGACCGCUCUUUCGACCUGAUAAUGGCUGUCGGGCCUUGCAGUUAAAUAUAAGAUAUUCAUUGCCUUCAUCUUUGCUAGCAGUCGUCCCUCUCCUUUGUUCCACACAAGUCUCCUAUGCUCUCUUUGUUACAUCCACUGUCUGAUCUUGAUGCCAAAGUGAGCUGUUGCAAACAUGUCUGGGUCGCCUGUAGUAACUGUAUCGGCGAUUGUCUUGACAAUCACUUUGUUAUAUAAAUGCAUUGUGUAUCCCAUCUUCCUUUCUCCAUUAUCCAAGAUCCCCAAUGCGCACUGGACAGUGCCAAUAUCUCCUGCUUGGAUGCUCUGGAAGCGUUUCCGGAGUCAAAACAACCGGACCAUCCAGGCUGCCCAUGAGAGACUUGGACCUAUUGUGCGGCUUUCUCCAUCCGAGAUAUCCAUCAACUGUGUUGAAGGAGGUAUCAAAACUGUCUACACAGGCGGAUUCGAAAAGCAUGAAUGGUAUCCACGGGUAUUCGGAUCCCUCGGGACCGUUAGCAUGUUUACUAUGAUUGGCAGCAAGCCCCAUUCUGUUCGUAAAAGGAUGUUGUCUAAUAUCUAUAGCAAGUCAUACUUGCAGUCCUCACUUCAUAUGCGUCUGAUCUCGGAGUGUAUUUUGUUCGAUCGCCUCUUGCCAAUAAUCCAGGAAGCAGUCUCAUCUAAUGCGCCUAUUGAGGUCCAUGACCUCAACCAGGGACUCACCAUAGACUUUGUAUCAGCGUAUCUCUUUGGCUUGGCGAAUGGAACCAACUGGCUUCAGGAUGCACCCUUCCGGCACAAGAUGCUCCACUACUAUCAGGGCAGGAAACCGUAUGAGUUCUACCACCAAGAAGUCCCUAAUCUUCUAUCCUGGACUAAGUCCAUUGGUAUUCGUUUGAUUCCUAAAUGGUGCGAUGAGGCCAAUGAAGUGCUAGAUGCUUGGUGUCUAGACCUCUGCGACAGAGCAGAACAAUGUCUCCAAUCAACCGAGCCCAGCGUCGAGCCUAUGGCAUACAAGCAGCUCCAGCAAGCAAUGAUCAAGCAGUCUUCACAAAAGGGGAACACAGAGGAGAGCCUGAAGCAACAGCGGCUCGACAUUGCCUGCGAAAUGUACGAUCAGCUCACUGCCGGUUUUGAAACCAGCGCCGUCGCCCUCACUUACCUGUUCUGGGAGCUUUCUCGGCAUCCGGACCUGCAAGAAGAGCUACGGAAAGAGCUCUUGACUCUAGAGCCAAAAAUUCUGUUUCCCCGACCUAGUCCAUCGAGGGGCCUACCUCAAGCAAAAGCAGUUGAUUCAUUACCUCUCCUGGAAGCCAUAGUUACGGAAACGUUACGCCUCCAUGCCCCAAUCCCUGGGAUACAGCCUCGUGUCACACCUCAUCCAUCCUGCACCUUAGCUGGUUACAGCGAUAUCCCUGCAAACAUAAGAGUUAAUGCGCAGGCAUACUCGCUCCAUCGCAACCCUGAUGUGUAUCCGGAUCCUGAGACAUGGCAGCCUAAGCGGUGGCUUAAGGGUGUUAACUCGGAAUCUGACCUCGAAGAAAGAAGGCGGUGGUUCUGGGCCUUCGGAAGUGGUGGAAGGAUGUGUGUUGGAAGCAAUCUGGCCUUGCAAGAAAUCAAACUAGUAACGGCGGCCAUCUACACCAACUACAGGACGUCCAUCGUAAACGACGACGACAUUGAAGCAAUCGACGCCUAUACGGUUAAGCCUCGCGGAGAUAAACUGGUGCUGAAAUUUGAAGCCGCGUAAAUCGUAACCCAGCAUUAACUUUCCACACACUACGGUGAUUAGCUAUGUCUUCUGAAUGACUAUGAUUGAAA